AUGACAGUCACGUACUCCCGCAGGGUUGCUGAUGCAGGUCUGGGAACCUUCUUUCACCUGCUCCUGCGAUGGAAAGGCAGCAUCUACAAACUGCUCUACAGAGAACUCAUCAUCUUCACACUGCUCUACUACUUCUUCAGUGUUGUUUAUAGGUUUGUGUUGAGUGAGGAGCAGAAGAGGCUGUUUGAGAAGCUGGCGAUAUACUGUGACCGCUACGCAGAGCUCAUUCCUGUCUCCUUUGUGUUGGGCUUCUAUGUGACCUUGGUCGUGUCCCGUUGGUGGGGACAGUUUGAAAACGUCCCCUGGCCGGACCGCCUGACAGCAUUGGUGGGCGGUCAUGUCCGUGGAGCCGACGAGGCCUCCAGGCUGACCCGCCGGACUCUGAUGCGAUACGCCAACCUGUCUGGUGUCCUCAUCUACCGCUCUGUCAGCACAGCCGUCUACAAGAGGUUUCCCACCAUGCAGCACCUGGUGCAGGCAGGAUUGAUGACGCCCGAGGAGCUGAGGCACCUGGAGGACUUGCCCUCUCCUCACAACAAGUUCUGGGUUCCCUGUAUGUGGUUCGUCAGUCUGGCCCUGAGAGCUCGGUCUGAGGGUCGCAUCAACAACGACGUGGCGCUCUCAGCCAUCCUCACUGAAUUGAAUAGUUUACGGGCAAAGUGUAUGAAGCUGUACGGUUAUGACUGGAUCAGCCUGCCUCUCGUCUAUACUCAGGUGGCGACAGUGGCCGUGUACAGUUUCUUCCUGGCUUGUCUGAUUGGUCGUCAGUUCUUGGACCCAGCUCAGGGUUACCCGGGUCACGAUCUGGACUUCUACCUGCCUGUGUUCACCCUGCUGCAGUUUUUCUUCUACGUCGGUUGGCUGAAGGUGGCGGAGCAGCUCAUAAAUCCUUUCGGUGAAGACGACGAUGACUUUGAAACCAACUGGCUUGUUGAUCGCAAUUUACAGGUGUCCUUGCUGUCUGUGGAUGAGAUGUACGACAGCCUGCCACUGGUUGAGAGGGACAUGUACUGGAAUAAGUCUGAGCCUCAGCCUCCCUACACCACUGCCAGUGCGGAACACCGCAAACCCUCCUUCAUGGGCUCGGCUCUGGAUAUCAGUGUUCCUAAGGAGGAGAUGGAGUUCCAGACCAAUCUGGAGCAGAUCAAGGAACAUGAAGAAGCCAACUACUCCACCCCACUGCUCGGAGGGUUGGGUCGCCUCCUCGGCGUCCAGUCCCCUAGCUUUCCUCGCUCCACUCGGGUGUCUUUAUUCCGCCGCCGCCGCCCUGGAGCUCCGCUGAGCCGCUUUCCUCUUUACCUACACCCUGAAGCACCAUCAACACCAGGUCAAGUCCGCCAGCCUUUGAACCAAGAUCCGGACUAUGCCUUCUCCAGCAUGCCCCAGUAUGAGAGACCAGGUUUCUACAGCUGUCCACAAACACCCAUCCACUGCGUCCCCCCUGCUGUGCCUCGCCCUCGACCCGCCCGGAGAGCCCAAAACGAGUGGGACCGCAGCUGCAGCUCCCUGGCCCAUCCAAUGGUGGGCUCACAGCUGCUGCCCCCUGACACCCCCGGCCAUGUCCCCCAACCUCCGUCCUCAGCUUUCCCCUGGUUGAGUGAAGAUGGCGGGAGUGCCCCGACCUUCUCCUUCCCCGAACCGCCACCGGAACUCUGCCCGAUAUCUAAACUCAGACCAGGGCACGGCCUGCUGUCUCGCCGGCCUCCCCCUCAUUGCCUCAAUCUGGAAUACCUCCCCAUGUCCGACAGCCAUUCUGGCCCCGCGAGUGCUCGGGCUGCAGGAAGCGGAGGAGAACAGGUGUUCGCGUUCAAUUCUCCCCCUCGAACAGCCGCAAUAAAUCCCAGUAAUCCCACCAGCAGCUCUAGCAGCAUUAAUGCAACAAGCACCAACAGCGCUGGCACGACGGGAAGUCUCUGCAACGGUACAAGUCACACUAGUUUUAGUAACCAUGGGAACUUCAGCACCAGCACCAGGGCAAGCAACGGAGGCAACAACGGUGGCCUCAGCAGCAACUUGAACCCGGCCUCCACCACAGCGUCAUCGCCGCAGGAAUCCAACCAGCAACACUCGCCCAAUGAUUCAGGGAUCUCACUGGCUGAAGGGGACCUGCUGGGCGUUCUGGUGGAUGGCGGCGUGAAGAAGGCGGCAGGAGGGCGGGAGCAGGACUGAGGACAGACGGUGUGACGGUGUUUCUGUGUCACAUGUGGGAUUUAAAAUAUGCACACACAGGUCCUGACCUAUGUUCCCUCUGAAAUCUGGAGCCCCACACAAGACUGAAAAGCGUUUGCCGAGUUAACACUGGGUUAAUCUCUACUUCCGGACAAACUGUUACAGAACAAUUAACUUGCUUGUGAUGCAAAAAGCACCUUAUGAAAUUGAACCGUCCACAUGUGAAGGAGAAACAAGACGUACUUUGCAGUUUCCUACACUCAGAGCCAGGAAACCAAUGUGUGUAUACUCUUUAACUCUUGUAGUCAUAUUGAUGUUUCCAUCA
Platichthys flesus (European flounder) is the source of this 2494-nucleotide messenger RNA. It is a transcript of the gene best1, whose product is annotated as bestrophin 1. The record is from RefSeq and is a predicted model, not a curated record. Gene Ontology annotation, molecular function: chloride channel activity. The coding region runs from base 1 to 2169 and encodes 722 amino acids. The transcript has 9 exons. NCBI's taxonomy places the organism in Eukaryota, Metazoa, Chordata, Actinopteri, Pleuronectiformes, Pleuronectidae.